AUGGCCGCCGCUAUCCCCCCCAUCACCGGCGUAGGUGCCCCUUCCCUGAUCGCCCCGGUUCGCCCCGAGCGGGCUGGUCGGAUGCUUCGCCGUGGUCUCGUUCUGGACCUGAGCACCGCCUUCGGCUUCGGCACCACCUUCGGCUACCUCUGGUGGUACGGUACGUAUCAGCACUCCCGCAUCCCUCCACUUAGCCCGAUGAUGACAAACAUCCCUAAUGCGUAUAUCCUCCCUUCAGGCUACCACCUGCCCCGCGUCCGUGAGCGUGAUGCCUUCUACUCCCGUCUCGAGCAGGAGCGUGCCGCCGAGCGCGCAUAA
This is a messenger RNA of Penicillium macrosclerotiorum, 318 nucleotides long. RefSeq names its product cytochrome c oxidase subunit VIIa. NCBI's taxonomy places the organism in Eukaryota, Fungi, Ascomycota, Eurotiomycetes, Eurotiales, Aspergillaceae. The transcript has 3 exons. The record is from RefSeq and is a predicted model, not a curated record. The coding region runs from base 1 to 318 and encodes 105 amino acids. Gene Ontology annotation, biological process: mitochondrial electron transport, cytochrome c to oxygen.